This is a messenger RNA of Hydra vulgaris (swiftwater hydra), 1143 nucleotides long. Its product is annotated as interleukin-1 receptor-associated kinase 4-like. The record is from RefSeq and is a predicted model, not a curated record. NCBI's taxonomy places the organism in Eukaryota, Metazoa, Cnidaria, Hydrozoa, Anthoathecata, Hydridae. Gene Ontology annotation, biological process: protein phosphorylation. Gene Ontology annotation, molecular function: ATP binding; protein tyrosine kinase activity; zinc ion binding.
AUGUAUAAGAAUAGUCACAUAGAGUAUGCAAUAGGUAACAGCGCUGCAAAAGAUAUAGAAAAUACUCAAAAUAAUGAAAAGAUUACAACCUCAUUGGACUUAUCAGAUGCUCUAUUUAAAAAAAAAUUUGAUGGAGUGGAACACGAAACAACAUGCAAAGGAUGCAAUUCUCAUCCAAUUUUUGGUUUGCGAUUUAAAUGUGACGAAUGCAACGAAUUCGAUUUAUGCUAUAAAUAUUUUGAAAAAAAAACUGAAAUAAAUGAUCAUAAAAAGGAACAUUCUAUAUUAGUAUGUUAUAGCAUUCGAAAUGUGAAUCCAUCUGACAUUGAACUUUUAGAACGUUUAGGUAGCUGUGCAUUUGGUACUGCACACAAAGCAAAAAUAAUUUCUAAAAACAAAAUAGUUGUUUGCAAAGUGUUGGAAUGGCAAUUACAACAUCUUUUUUUAGGCUUAGACGUAAACAGUUUGAAUAAGAGUUUUAUUGGUGAAGUAUUGGCGUAUAACGAAAUUAAAAGCAAUUAUACUAUCAAGACAUAUGGCAGUUGUAUAGUGAAUGAUAUAAAAAAAACAAAAUUUUACCUGCUUACUGAAUAUAUGGAGAAAGCAAGUUUGGCUAACCUUUUAAAAAAUGAACCAGAUUUAUCAUACAGAUGCCGACUGUCCAUAGCAUGCAAUAUAGCAUCUGGAAUGAAAAGAAUACACAGAAAACAUUAUAUUCACAGAGACAUUCAACCUGACAACAUAUUUGUAAAGAAAAACUAUGUAGCGAAAAUUGGCGAUAUGGGAAUUGCUAGACUUCAAGAUAAGUUUCAAAAUCACACUGUAGUAGGACCAGACCGAUACAUGCCAGAUGAGUUUUGUACUGAAAAUUAUAAAGAAAAAGUUGAUGUUUAUACAUUUGGUUGACAAUGUACCACUUAAUUACUGGUCAAACUCAUGCUUUGAAAAUAAUAAAGUAGAGCUUAGCGAAGAACCUAUAAUAUUUAGUAAACUGAUUCAAAAAUGCUUAGAAAAUGUUCCGAGUGACAGGCCAACCGCAUCGAUGUUAGAAAGUAAUCUGAAACUGCAUUACAAAGUUUUAUAUGCCGUUAUUUCAAAAGGGACGGGGUAUUUUGUCUUACCAAAAAAAGAGCGUACUAAAAU